UACUAGCGUGGUCUUAGCUUGGUUUGCGUAGCAACCGAUCUUUCAAUAACGCCACCUUCAACGUCCUUAUCUGCGAGAUCUUUUGGGUGCGAAAUAGCUUGGACCUGUCGACUCUCCAGGCACCCACCCAUCCGUUUCCACCCACUCAUUCGCCGCUAUGGAGCUGGCUGCCGUUGCCUCGACCUGCAUGCCGUGCCCCAGGCUCGCCGCAUCCACCCAUGCUGCUGCCUCUGCCGGUCACAGGGGCCACCCUCCCGUCGGCUCCUCGUCGCUCACAGCCGCCGGCGUCGCGGCCAUUCGCAGCAAAAGCACCUCCAGCCGAAGCAGAUCGGCGGGUCAACGGAAUGCCCGCAGGAGCGCCGGCGCCGCAAGAGCCGCCAUGGCGCCGACGGAGUAUGCGGAGGGGGAGCGCGACGCGCCGGAGUGGGCGGGCGAGACGAAGUUCUCGGGGAUGGUGAACGCGCUGAUCGGGUUCAAGCCGCUGUACGACCUCAUGAAGAUCGGCGCGCGCCAGGUGCUCAUGAGCACGGCGGAGAAGAGCGGUGUGCCGUGGCGCAAGAUAGUGGAGGAGCUGCGGCAGGCGCCGGAGCUGCUGGCGGAGAAGGAGGCGCUCGAGAAUAAGGACAUCGUCUACCCCGCAUACUACGUGCAGCCCUUCCACGCGUAUGACCAAGGCAACCUCUGCUGGCAGGCGGCAUACGAGGUGGAGGCGGCGACGCUGUCCAUGUGCCGCCGCGCCAUCCCGUGGGCGGACUCGGCGGAGGAGGCGGCGCGCAUCCUGCGCGUGGGGUGGCUGGACGCCAUUCAGGCGCACCGCGCGGCGCACGCAGGGGGCGCGCCCGUGCAGUCGGUGCUGGACGUGGGGUGCAGCGCGGGGGUGAGCACGCGGUGGCUCGCCACGUACUUCCCCGAGGCUGACAUCACAGGUCUGGACGCGUCCGCGUACUUCCUUGCAGUGGCGUCGCACCGCGCCAAGCAGCAGCAGCAGGACCCGUCGGUGCAGCUGCAGGGCGGCAACCCCGGCAAGCCCAUCCACUGGGUGCACGCGCUGGGGGAGGACACGCACAUGCCCGCCGCCUCCUUCGACCUCGUCUCCUUCGCAUUCGUCUUCCACGAGUGUCCGCCGGACGCCAUCAGGGGCCUGCUGGCCGAGGCCAAGAGGCUGCUCAAGCCAGGCGCCACAGUCGCCAUCACCGACAACUCCCCCAAGUCCAAAGUCAUUCAGAACCUGCCAGCGCCGGUGGCGGCGCUGAUGAAGUCGACGGAGCCGCACUCGGACGCGUACUACCUGUGCAGCCUGGAGGGCAUCAUGCGUGACCUGGGCUUCUCCCACGUCACCACCGUGCUCUCCGACCCGCGCCACCGCACCGUCACCGGCACUGCCUGAAGGAUGCUGUGUUGCAUGUAAAUGGAUGUUCCAAUGGCUAUCCACAUCCACUGUAAUUUUGCAGCCACGUGCUUACUCGAGUUCUCUCAUCUAUCUUCAGAGAUGUAAAUCAACACGGGUGGAGUGGCUAGAACCAGGGCCCAAAAUUGGUUUUGGGCCACCCUUCGAAAACAGGGUCGCCCCACCAAAACACCCUGUCACACAGGGUACCUAAAUCUGGUAGUCUGAUUUUUCAGGGUAAACAUUUUGCAGUUCAGUUUACACAGGGUAUAUUUAAAACCACCCUGUUCUUCAUAGCCCUCUGCA
Closterium sp. NIES-67 is the source of this 1693-nucleotide messenger RNA. The record is from the annotation of a GenBank genome assembly. Lineage: Eukaryota; Viridiplantae; Streptophyta; Zygnematophyceae; Desmidiales; Closteriaceae.